Molecule: messenger RNA, 1848 nt
Organism: Aspergillus affinis
Lineage: Eukaryota; Fungi; Ascomycota; Eurotiomycetes; Eurotiales; Aspergillaceae
Product: arrestin C-terminal domain-containing protein
Exons: 4
Coding region: 1-1848 (615 amino acids)
Biological process (GO): division septum assembly
Cellular component (GO): division septum
Source: RefSeq, a predicted model, not a curated record
AUGUCCGCGGUAAGGGUGGACUGGCACGGUCUAGAUGCUCCGAGAAUCCCGCCAUUUGGGCGCUCCCCGCCAAUCGUCGAUGGGCUUCCCACGGCGUGCAUUAGUUGGCGACAAUCAGCGUCCAUCCUGCCUCCCCUCCGUAUUAAUACCCAGGGUAUCUUAGCCGAUCGAGCUGUGAAUUUGCAUUCUGCACCGCUGCGACUCGACCUGCUUCUGCUCUCCUUCACCUCCCCCACAUCGGCGGCAAUAAACACUUUCUCAUUGCGACUUCUGCCCUCCCGUUCGAACGCCUCGUCGUUUCACCAGUCCUUCUUUUACCGCCAUUCUCCAGCUUCCGAUCUCUUCUCCCUCCAUUCCGCUAGACUCUAUCAAAUCCAGAUCGACUGUCUUGUGCGUCAAUCGAACUCGUCCGCCUGGUCCUUGUCCGAGUCCGAGGAACUCCCUCCAGCCCGGCCGCUUACCGCACCUGCGCAAGGCUCUCGGCGCAGCGCGAUCAAGCGGCAAUCGCUCGUCUCCUCCCCUCUCUAUGAACUGUCAAGAAGGAUCUGGCUCGUCGAGGUUGUUUCCUCCCCGCAGUACCCCCGGAGUGCUUCGCUCUCAACGGCCGCGUGCCCAUGGUGGUGCGGGUGCAGCGCUUUCAGCAUGGCCGCCUUCGUGCGAGUGUCGGGGCCGCCGAAUGGCAAUUUUCUGAUCGGUUACCCCGGUAUAUCUGCAACGAUGCCACGUAUUGAAGGCAAAGUCGAGAUUCGACCCAGCGUGGGCGUCACCGCCCCUGUCCACGUUUCACUGAUCACUAUCUCCCUGCAUCGUCGCGAGACAAUACACCCUUCGGCCGACUCGAUGGCGAAGAAACGCCUGGCGCCUCCCAGGAAGGAAAUAACGGAUACUGUGGGCAAGGAGAUGCUGCUGUUCCGCUGUCCAGCGGGUCGAGAAUUCGAGGAGGUGAUCUCAAUGGAUCUGCCGUUUGUGCUGUUCAUUCCGUUCGGGCGUGGGGGUCCCGAUGCUUCCAGACGAGUCCCCCCGGCGAGCUUGCAAUUACCCAGUCGCACGGCGGAGACCUACUACGAGAUCGUGGUAAUGGUGCAGCAGGGGCAUUCGGACCAGAGGAAAUACUCGUUCCCCGUGCCUAUCACACGAUAUGAUACGCUGUCCACGUUCGGCAUGUACAAUCGCCCGGAGUCUGCAGAAAAGGUGAGCGACCACUUGGUUACGCUGGGGAUAUCGUUGCCGAGAUGGUCCUACGGCCCUUUGGACCCGGUCAGCGUGUACGUGAAACUGUCGCCCAACCAGGACUGGAUUAGCAAGGCGCGGAGGGUCACCAUCAGCAAGAUCACCAUCGCAAUUGAUGAAGAGAUUAUCUACAACCACGAAGGCGACGAACCGCAACGGAAAGUGCGGACAUUGACCAAGAGAACCGAGCCCGUAGGAAUGAAACUGCCGCCGUCCGGUUACCUAACAAAUCUGGGUCUGGUGUUUCCGGCCAAGGACAUGCGGGAUGCGGAGGGAAUCCUACCCAGAGGGAAAGCGCCCUUUCCCACCUAUGCUGUCAGCGGAUUUACAACCACUGCGAGCCUCUAUAAGAUCGAAUACUAUCUGAUAGUAAAGGCGCACCUCUCUUCCGCACGAGAUAUCAUCAUUCGUCAUCCGAUCGUUGUCUGUCCCCUUGACCACGCCGGGUGCAAGGAGGAAAUGGAGGCCAUCGAGCAGGCGGCUCGAGAAGCCGUCCAUGUGAACCCCGAUAACCCCAUGCUACCACUGCCCUCGAUAGUCCGUCCUGGCGAUCACAACGCUCUACGGCAUCUGGGGGUGGCCAUUGUCGGCAAACAGAAGAAGCCGCUAAUCGACUGA